Molecule: messenger RNA, 1917 nt
Organism: Siniperca chuatsi (mandarin fish)
Lineage: Eukaryota; Metazoa; Chordata; Actinopteri; Centrarchiformes; Sinipercidae
Gene: cav3
Product: caveolin 3
Exons: 3
Coding region: 357-815 (152 amino acids)
Biological process (GO): caveola assembly; regulation of membrane potential
Cellular component (GO): caveola
Molecular function (GO): molecular adaptor activity; connexin binding; transmembrane transporter binding
Source: RefSeq, a predicted model, not a curated record
AACUAAGCCGAGACACAGCUCAACUUAGUGGAAAUGGAGGACCAGUGGUGAAAAGACAACAGACCAGCAGGGGAACGGAUGGAAAUCAAAGUAGAUGUGCAAUCUGAAGAUCUGAAUUCCACCCACAGUGAUGCAAGGCCUCUGAUUCAUGACAGGGAUCCCAAAAGAAUCAACAGGAGUCUUAAGGGUGGGGGUCAGGCCUCCAUUUUUACCAGGACGUCUGCAGCAGCUGUCCACUGGCAUGCCAGAGGGAGCGUCACAGUAGUGAUACAGGGGUUCAGAAGUGAACUGAGGCGUUUGAUCCAGGAAGGUUUACUCUUACCGUCUCCAGACCGUCCAGGACCUGCAGCCCCACCAUGGCGGAUCAGUACCAGUACAACACCAACGAGGAGAAGAUUGUGAAGGACAGCCACACCAAGGAGAUUGAUCUAAUUAACAGAGACCCCAAGCAGAUCAAUGAGGACGUGGUGAAGGUGGAGUUUGAGGAUGUCAUUGCAGAGCCUGAUGGUACACACAGCCUGGAUGGGGUGUGGAAGCUCAGCUACACCACCUUCACUGUGUCCAAGUACUGGUGCUAUCGCAUCUUGUCUGCUGUCUUCGGUAUCCCUGUUGCUCUGCUCUGGGGCUUCCUGUUUGCAUGCAUCUCCUUCUGCCACAUCUGGGCUGUGGUUCCCUGCAUCAAGAGCUGUCUGAUUGAGUCGCAGUGCAUCAACCGCAUCUACUCUCUCUGCAUCCAGACCUUCUGUGAUCCCUUUUUCGAAGCCCUGGGCAAGAUCUUCAGCAGUGUGCGCGUUGCAUUGCGCAAAGAAGUCUAAGAACUCACACAGUAGUGUUUGUAGUAUGAUUGGAUGAAGUGCGGUAUCUUUUUAUACACCAGAAGAUCAGUCCUGGCAUCUUACUUACUCCCUGAUACUCCUCCUCCUCCCUUCAUAACAUGCUGUUCCCCACCCUCCCACCCUCAAGCUCUCAGCUCUGAGUCCUGAAAUGCCGGUGUGCCUUUUGCCACCAGAAGCUCUGCGACAGCUGCAGCAGACAGCGUGGUUCCGGUUCUGGCACUCCUGGAGGGCUCAGUGCUCCUCACUGAGGGAGAAGAGGGCUGCCUGCCAUGAGGAGGACCUGUCUACCCUCAUUUAUUUGUAUCACUAAAAGCUCAGACAAUAGCUACUCAUUCACAACUAAUGAAAUUAACUCCCCAAAAUUGCUGCACCUGUGGACAAUGCUGUCUGUAUGCAUUACAUUUGGCCAUUCUUACAAGUUAUAUUGAUGCUGUAUGUUGCUGUGUCUGGUAUUGUUUAACUUUAUAUUGAUUGAUUUGAAUUUGACAAUCAUACAUGUAACCUUAUUAGAAAAGCUCUAACAAAAAGAAAGGAAUGGAAAAAAAUUCUCUAUUAUUAUUAUUUUGUCUGAUUUCUUUAUGUAUUCAAAAAAUCUAUUCUGAUAUGUUUCCCUCUUAAUUUGUGAUGAUUCCACAGUAUAACUAACAGACUUUUUGGAGACGUAAGAAAUAUGUUUUGAACCAACCAUGCAGAUAAUCUACUUCCUUUUAUCAUAGCAUCAUGAGUGGAAUAUUAAACCUACUUGUUUGCAUAUUUCAGUCAAAUAUGUGUAAACAAGUAUGGACCUAACUCCUGAUGGAGCAAAGUAAAAACCUCUUAAUGAGACCCAUUUUAAUAUUCCACUGUGUUCUUUUGAUUAUGUAGAAAAGUACAAUACCUUCGCUGCUAUUGUGCACCUUCAGUGUAGAAAGGCACAUUAUACAUGGGCUGAAAGUAAUUUAAAGAUACUUUGCAAGAGAUGAAACUGUCCUUAUAAUAAGUAUAUUUCACUGGUUCAGUGUUUGAUGGAAAGUAUAUUAUGUGUAUUAUUUCAAAUCAUUCUGAGAGGCUUAAAAAAUAAAUUUUUAAGAUUUGCCACACA